GAAAGUUGUGAGUGAUAAUAACAGUUCAGAAGAUAAGUUAUUGUUUGAUAAAACCAAUAAGUUUUUCAAAGGAUCCUACCGGAAAAAAUCAUCCAAGAUGUGUUUGGAAGUUGCUACUUAUCAAGACAUAUGCCAGAAACAAAAGAGAAUGGCAGAGACUUUGGGCAACGUGCUGGUGGAGCGCGAGUCGGAGUCCCACGUUUCCGUGCACUUUGGGUCAAAUUGCGUUUACGUCCUAAUAGGGCACAACACCUCGGUGCAUUUCGAAACUGUCCUUGUACAAAGGGAUAGUAACAAAAAGGCUACUAGAUUACGAGAGUUGCUCCUGGAGGCACUCUAUGUGGAGAACGGCAUCGUAAUAAUAAAGAUUGAUGCCAACAAAAAGUUAUCAGUAUGGUCAAAAACAAGCACUUCAGAGUUGCUGAACUUCGUAAUGGAGCAGCAACUCUGGUCUGGAGACGACAUGUCCGAUCAUCAGAUGAACGCCCGGGAACAACGUUCCGUGGAAAGAAACCACGAAACCUUCUUCCACAAUGCAUUCUUCCCAAAAGCAAUCCGCUUUCCUGCACAAUGACAAAAAUGCAGAAAUUUGUUUUAAAAUUUUCAACGAUUUCUGCAUUUUUACUUGCUUGUGAAAUAAUAGUGAAAUUAUUAAUUUGUGUGUGCAAGCCUUACAUUCCUGAGGAAGCCAAAAGCGAGCAGACUCGCGUGCCUCUAGGGAUCACCGGAUCGAAAUUAGAUGAUCCAUUGCGAACAAUUGGGUUCCAAAGCUGAUGAUGAGAAGAUUUAU
This is a messenger RNA of Ctenocephalides felis (cat flea), 790 nucleotides long. RefSeq lists its product as uncharacterized. The record is from RefSeq and is a predicted model, not a curated record. Bases 98 to 574 code for a protein of 158 amino acids. The transcript has 3 exons. NCBI's taxonomy places the organism in Eukaryota, Metazoa, Arthropoda, Insecta, Siphonaptera, Pulicidae.